GGAAGCAUCCCUUUAAUGAAGAAAGACACAUUUUUAAAAAUUUAAUGCAGCAAGUGGAAACCUUGUCCCUUAUGUCGCGGCUCCAAAACAAUUUCAAGCUGACUACAAGUAGUUAACUAAUGCGUGAUGCUUUUCGAUGCAUUAGUAACUAUAUAAUAGGCGCUUUAAAAACAACAACAGAGCUGGCGAUGACUUUCCCAGGCAACCAAGGCAUACAUUUCCAAUGGAUUCACGUGGUUCUUUUUAUUCUUACUGUCUGUUCUGUCGAGUGCCGCUAUUCCCAGGUGAAAUUAGAUACAGUAGAUCGGUGGGCGAAAACCGGAUUCCAGCAUCUGAAGCUGAACAUGUGCCGGAAGGCAUCCACCUUGAUGGAGCGGCAAUGCAAGAAGUUCUCGCACAUCCAUCAGAGCGGAGUGGCGGUCUACGUGUCCGAGUCAAGCUCCGACAAAGUGAUGGCGAUUCUGCCAGACUCCCAGCCUGCGAGCCUGUACGCAUCCAAACAUGAUUAUUUACUGGCCCCGCGGUCCCAGGGCGACGCGGUGCUGGUGCUGGACCCCAGUCCCGAGGAAAGUUUCGGACACCCCGUCGCUCUUUUCUACGUCGAUCUCAACAUAACCAGGAAGAAAUGCGAACACAGAGACGGAUUUAUUUCAGGGCAGGACUGCCUGACUGCGGCGCUGAAGGAUCGCUGCCAGAACCAGCUGAGGCCGCGUAGGAGUCACCCGGAGCGCCGGGGAAGGGCCCGUGUCCAGAUGGGGGCCAAGGCACGUGCCGCGAGGGCAGCGCCAACAGGGGGGCAUUGUGAGGUACACUUCCUCCCCCUGGUGGCUGGAGUGGGGGAUAGCGCUCGGACGCAGCGGCUGCACUGUGUGGAUCUCCCGCACUUCGCACAGUGUCCCAGGCUCCUGUCCGGCCACAGCCCCGGAGAUCCCGCCCCCAGCUGCGAGCUGGACCGGAACACGCGCCGCUGCCACCGGCAGCCACUGACAACUCAUCUGGCAUGCCGACUGUACCAGACGUGUGACCACGCCGUGCUCCUCUCGGGAGGCUGGCGGCAGCAGAUCACCCACCAGCAGCAUGUGAGGAACCUGAGGCUCUUCUACCAAAUGCUCAGGAACAACGGCUUCCACAAGAACCACAUCAAAAUAUUCUUUGCUGGCAGUGGACAGGUGCUGGAGGCGGAGGCAGGAGACGCCUAUCCUGCCACAGAGAAGGAGGUCAUCCGGAGCCACAUCUCCUAUGUCUGCCGCAAGCAGAACUGUGCAGAUUCCCUGGUCCUGUAUCUGAACAGCCCCACGCGUAGCGAUGGGACCAUGCUAUUGUGGGACAGCAACAACGACGGCAUCGCAGACCAGAGGGAGUGUUACUCAGUGGACGAGCUGCUGGCCGACCUCGCCGGGUGUCGAGCGAAUCGGGUCCUGCUGUUCGUGGAGCAGAGCUACAGCGCCGUCAUACACAGCAAGCUGAGCAAGUCCUUCAAGCACGGGAACGUGGUCCUGCUUGGUGCCGCUCCCUGGACCCACACUGCAGAAUUCUGGGCUUCCCUGGAGCCCAGGCAGUGCCUCAUCGACCACCUCAGUCAGGGUCUGGCUCUGGCUCCCCCCGCAGGCCUUCUGAAUAUCACACUGGCCGGAGCGCCCUGUAGAGGCACCCCGACCCUGACGGAGGCGGAGCUUCAGAGGGAACACAUGGGCUGCCAAAACCUGCCCACUGCUGUUUGGUACCAGAACCGGCGCAGGAUGGCACAGGAGGGGUACUGACUGAGCAGAGCCCAGCCAAUGUGCCGAUGCUCGACAUGGACUGCUACCUGAACUCCACUGGUAGCAGUAAGUCAUGACCGAUUUCAGUUUUUAGAGACACAAACCAAGAACUUAGUGGUUGGAGGGAUAAAUACCAAAUCCAGGCACGUAGUUUCCUAAGAGUGUAUUUGCAAAGUGAAACGGCUCUCAGUGGGACACUGGGGGAAAGAAACAAAGGUGAUUAUGGUUGUGAGAGCUUGGGCAAAGAUGGCUGUGGUCAUCCAUAGGCGAUGCCUGGUCAGUGUCAGGGUCAUUAGUGACCCCCUAGCUUUGUGAGCUUUUCAGUGCGAUUGCUGAGUCCAGUAGGAUCACGGCACAUUAUCUGUUGAUGGCCGGCUGGGUGGUACACGAUGGGUAGUGAGAAUUCGCUCUGCUCCGACCGGCCCCAUCUGGUGCUGUACAGUCCCAAUGCCUGUCUGACCUCAGGGUGUGAAUAGAGAGUCUUACUGUGUUCGCAGUGUGUAGAUUGAGCUUGACUUGGGUUUCAGCCCCUUAGGGCAGGAUCCUGGGGUAGAACCAAACCAGCAAUGCCUCAGGGAAGCCCCACAAGGCCAGAGCAUGACAUGUACUGCUGCUAGGAACCUAAAAGGGGAAAAUACCUUCAAACACAGAUGAUCACAAGAAGGUGGAGGAUCUGCAGGCCUGGUUGAGGCCUUGGGUCCAUUAAAGGCACAAUUACAACCACUGAUUUAAUUCGUGACUCAUUUAAAGCUAUGCAGAUAGUCAUGGACUUAAACACCAUCUUCUCCACAGCAAACUCAUUCUUACUGGUCUGAUAAUCAGCAUAAUCCUAUAUUAUCCAAAUGGUUGUUGAUAAAAUGUGUGUGUGUAUAUAUAUAUAUAUAUAUACGUGAGUGAGUAAGCUAUACAUACUUAAAAUACAUGAACAAAUUUUACGCUGUUUUACAUUUUGUUUUGAUUUAUCUUGAUUGUAUCUCAGAAAUUCUUGCAAUAUUGUGUUGAUAUUGAUUUUGUACAGUCUAGUACAAAAAACCUACAAAUCUACCCACUAAGAGCUCAU
Molecule: messenger RNA, 2820 nt
Organism: Paramormyrops kingsleyae
Lineage: Eukaryota; Metazoa; Chordata; Actinopteri; Osteoglossiformes; Mormyridae
Source: RefSeq, a predicted model, not a curated record